CCAGGGGGACCUGGGCUGCUGGAGGCGGCUCCUCCGCUGUCUUUAUUCUGGUGAAGAUGGCGGCCUUCAGUGUAAACAAGGUCGGGGCCGGCGCUGGGAUGGAAGCUGGCAACAGGCAGAGCCGCGGGUCGGCCGGGCCUGUCGUCAAGGUUCUGGAAUGUGGUGUAUGUGAAGAUGUAUUUUCAUUACAAGGCGACAAAGUUCCUCGACUGCUUUUGUGCGGCCAUACAGUAUGUCAUGACUGUCUCACUCGACUUCCUCUCCAUGGCAGAGCAGUUCGCUGUCCCUUUGAUCGGCAGGUUACUGAGCUGGGAGAUUCUGGUGUCUGGGGGUUGAAAAAGAAUUUUGCUUUGCUGGAACUCCUGGAGCGACUCCAAAAUGGACUUGGUGGCCAGUGUGGAGCAACUGAAGAAGCUAUUGGCCUCUCGGGGGAGUGCAUCAUUCGCUGUGAUGAAGAUGAGACUCACCUUGCGUCGGUAUACUGCACUGUCUGCGCAACUCACCUGUGCGCAGAGUGCUCGCAGCUUACGCAUUCUACCAAGACUCUAGCAAAACACAGACGUGUGCCCCUUGCUGAUAAACCUCAUGAGAAGACAAUGUGUUCUCAGCACCAGGUGCAUGCCAUUGAAUUCGUGUGCUUGGAAGAAGGCUGUCAAGCCAGCCCCCUUAUGUGUUGCGUCUGCAAAGAAUAUGGAAAGCAUCAGGGUCACAAACACAGUGUUUUGGAACCAGAAGCAAACCAGAUUCGUGCUUCCAUUUUAGACAUGGCACAUUGCAUAAGGACCUUCACAGAGGAGAUCUCAGAUUAUUCUCGGAAACUAGUUGGAAUAGUUCAACAGAUAGAAGGAGGAGAACAGAUAAUUGAAGAUGGUGUUGGGAUGGCCCAUACAGAACAUGUUCCAGGCACUGCAGAGAAUGCCCGCUCGUGUGUCCGAGCCUAUUUUUCUGAUCUUCAUGAAACUCUCUGUCGUCAAGAAGAAAUGGCUCUCAGUGUGGUUGAUGCCCAUGUGCGAGAAAAAUUGAUUUGGCUCAGGCAGCAGCAAGAAGACAUGACUAUCUUGUUGUCACAGGUUUCAACUGCUUGCCUUCACUGUGAAAAGACAUUGCAGCAGGAUGACUGCAGAGUUGUGUUGGCUAAGCUAGAAAUCACAAGACUUCUGGAAACAUUGCAGAAGCAGCAACAGCAAUUUACAGAGCUUGCAGACCACAUACAGCUUGAUGCUAGCAUUCCAGUCACUUUCACAAAGGACAACAGGGUACACAUUGGGCCAAAAAUGGAGAUUCGGGUUGUAACUCUGGGACUAGAUGGAGCUGGCAAAACAACUAUUUUAUUUAAAUUAAAGCAAGAUGAGUUCAUGCAACCUAUUCCAACAAUAGGUUUUAAUGUUGAGACUGUAGAAUAUAAGAAUCUGAAGUUCACUAUUUGGGAUGUAGGAGGUAAACACAAGCUGAGACCUUUAUGGAAACAUUAUUACCUCAACACACAAGCGGUGGUGUUCGUUAUUGAUAGCAGCCACCGAGACAGGGUCAAUGAGGCACACAGUGAACUUGCGAAGCUGUUGACAGAGAAGGAGUUGCGAGAUGCUUUGCUACUGAUCUUUGCCAAUAAGCAGGAUGUGGCUGGGGCACUUUCAGUGGAAGAAAUCACAGAAUUGCUGAGUCUUCACAAACUCUGCUGUGGCCGAAACUGGUACAUUCAAGGUUGUGAUGCUCGAAGUGGCAUGGGACUCUAUGAAGGACUGGACUGGCUGUCAAGACACCUGGUGGCUGCAGGUGUACUGGAUGUGGCUUAAGUACCUGUCGAACCAUGAUGCUUGAACUUUGGUUAACUUAUUUGUGUGACUUGAGAUGGUUAAACAUGAACUUUGCAUCUAAAACUGUGUUUCCUAAAGAAAACAACUAGCAGUUCUGCUGGAAUGCUUUAUUUGUGUAGUACAGUGAUUGCACAGUUCCUUUAUGUUUGAAAUUAUAGUAAAUGGAUACAGUGGGCUUGACAGAUUUGCAGGAAAGGUGCCUUGAUUUUUAAAGAAAUUUCUUUUCGCCUCCCUCCAAACUCUUAUCACACAGUUACUUUCAGGAUUUGGCAUUUGACAUGUUUGCUUUCAUGGACAGCCUCACUGAAAUCAGUUUUGUUUCCUAAAUCUGAAAAUAUGCAGAGAAGUGUACAAGUGCUUCUUGGCAUUGUCUCUAUUAAAAACUUGCAGUGUUAAAAGAUAGGAAAUUUCCAAUGCAUAAAAGAAGAAAACCAAACUCAAUACUCAUCUUUCAGAUCAUGCUGUGGCUCCUGGUUCUGGAUUGUAAUUUCUGUUGCUUCUUUGUGAUUAAUUCUCUGUAUUUGUGCUAACUACUUAUGUAUAUAUGUACCCCUUCCCUUCCUUAGUACUAUAAAGACAUCUAUGGGCAGCUGACACUAAACACUUUUUACCACUCUGUGCUUCCUGUUAUGUUUUGGAAAAACUAUUCCAUUUAUACUCUUCUUUUGCAGCAUAGGAAUUAUAGAAUAUCUGUAAAUACUUAUCUGAAAGCAUUGGCAAUGAAAUAGGAACAAAAGAACUUUCACAUUCAGUGCUGUAGAACUUCCGGGACAGAUUCUCAUACCAAUGAAAUGUUUCAUAAUUCUGAAAUGUUCUUCUACUUCUUCAGCAGUUGACAGCAAAAUAUUUCCUAUAUAGUAUUUAAUGAAACUCAUUCAGGAACAGCUGCUAUACCUAAAUGAUUGAUAAAGUGAUGCUGAAUCUUGGUUUUGACACAUUUUUUUCUGAAGGUCUGUGGGGCAUGGUCGGUUACUUUCUGCACAAAUAAUGGGGUAGACCCAACCAGCUCUUCCAUUCAAUCUUGCCCAUCUUUCCUUCUUACUACAGCCCUGUCUCACAUGGCUUUUAUCCGUGUAGUUCACAUAACCUGUAACAAAAUCUAUUUGGGAGCUCAGAGGAAAUCCUUCCUCACUUUUUUCAUCAGCAGAAAAGUUAGUUGCAGUCACCACCUUAGGUGAACAUUCAUUAGCAUGAUUUUAAAAGUCAGUUGAAUUUCUUACCAACUUCCCCCCACCCUGCAUGCUGUCUGUUCAUAAAAAGUUGCAUGAAUUCACAUUCAGCAGCCCUUAAAAUUGUCGGUUUCUUUGCUAAAGGAAUAUUGCUUUUGGCGCCAUGAAUAGAUCCUGAGAAGACUUGGCAGGCAGGGGAUGAAACUCUGUAGUUGUGAUAGAGAUGAAAAAGAAGUAACUCAGAUUGCAACCUUCAAAAGAUUAGCAGUUAUAAAUGUGACAGCAGGUAAAUGAAAUAAGUAUUUAUAUAUUAAAAACACACCUGUAUUAUUAGAGGAAGCUGGUAUAAUUUUGUAAUUAAAAUGGUAGAAGUGGCUAAGUGCUUUGUUAAGCAAGAUACACAUAGUAAAGAUGAUUCCUGAACCUGUGGGACCUUGAGGCCUACAUCAAACUGCCCUGCAAAGCUUCAUAUUCUUCUCUAAAGAUAUUGGGGAACCCCAGGCCUAUUCUAUUGGUUUCUUCACCCAUUCUUCCCAAAUAUUUUUGUGAGGACUGGAUUAUCUCCUCAGCUCCAGAGGGUUGUCUAUUACUUUUUCUAUAGAUUCCCUUCUCUGUUUCCCUAAAUAUUCCUUCCUUCAUAUAAGCCUCUUCAAGCAAAGCUGCUUCUGAUUCCCUGCUGCUAAACUCCUUCAUCUCCCAUUUUGGAGGUUCUUGGAACAAAAAGCACUGUCUUGCAGAACUGACAUGCUGAAAUUCUUCCUGUGUGCUCCCACUAAUGUAACUGUGUAGGUGACAGAUAAAGAGCCUAGAUUCCAGCUGCCUAAGCUUGUUAGGGGUCACCAGACAUACUCAGAGUUGCCCAUCUAUGACACUUGUAUUUCUUGUGAGUCUGCAAAAGGACAUUACCCUAAAUGUGUAGGUUUUUUCCCUUUAGAAUUUGUUGUAGUUUCUAACACCCUUCAUUCUUUUUCCUGCCUCCCAAUCCUAUGAUCUUGUUGGGAUUUGAAUUCUUUGAAUUUAUUCCUUGCUGUCAAUUUUCUGAUGUGAUCUGAUGCAUAUCCUCUUUUCCUUAAGAGCAGGCAUGAUAUCUUCAGUGCAUCUUGGCAAGAAAAUCAGAAUCUUAAGACAUUAUGUUGUACGUUCUAUGAACAUCUCAAUAUAAGAAAUGCACCAUAUUUCCCGGUCACAGCGACUUUACUUCUGUCCUUAAGUUUGUAGUGAGCAUUCCCAAGUUCUGUGUGGGUGUGGUUCUAUUUGUUUUGUCACAUUUUACUGUUGUCAGAUAAGCUGUAAGAAAUGAUACUCAUUUAGCUUAACUGUUCAGUAUGAUCAGGCGUUUGUCUUUUUAUAUUUUGCCAGUCAAGGCAACAGAGAUCCUGCUAGUACUUUUGAUUCAGCCUGUUUUGAUUUGUAUGUGGUGGUUUGAGGAAGGACUUGCUACUUUGACCAUAGUAAGGGUGUUCUGCAUCAUACACAUUAAUUUCCUAGCAAACCUGCUUUUGUAGGGAUUUUGUAGAAGCGUUUAUUUGGCUCUCCAUAUUUUAUGUCUUAAAUAAUUGUGAUAUUCAGGAUAGUCAAGAGUCUCUUGUAAUUCCACAUUGAAGGUCUCACGGGAGCUGCUGUGGAUAGAGCUCUACUGAGGUAGAGCUAAGAGUUGUCUCAGUAAUAGUUGCUUGGCUGCUUGAAGCUACAUUCUAAUUUCUUUGCUCUAUACUAUCGCCCUCAAAAGCGCUGAAUAAAUUCUCAACCCCCCACAUGGGUUCUGGGGAAUGUAUGAAAAAGAAGCAAUUAUGUGUAUCUUUGGUGUGACAGCAUAUAAGCAUACACAGAGCAUGUCACCAGCAGCUUUCCAGUAAUUUGUAAGACAUGGGCUCCUCAGCAGCAACAUUACAAGUGUUUGAAGUGGAUGAAAUCAGCUUGCUUUUGUAACCAGCAUAACUUACUGUGAUUUAGGUACUUUUCUGUUUUGGCUGAUGGAACUGUUCUGUGUAGGCUGAUGUAGAAAGGUUUAGUUUUAUUUUCGUGACUGAAAGAACUUUGAUAAAUGUCUUCUGAAUGCACAACACAUUCAGUGUAGAACAGUAAUGUCCUGGAGCGACUUCUGGCAUAUUUUUAUGCAGUGAAUAAGGCUUAUAACAACAUGUAAUUAUUAUACUAUCACAUUCUGCUACAAACUUUUCUUACUGGGUUUUGUUUUAAGUGGAACAUAUGAUUCUGCAUUAUGUACCAGUCUCACUAGUAGCUGAAUUCUGUUUAGUUACAAUGAGUGGUUUGCUGUCCAAAACAGAAUUAGAGCUUGUUUACUCCAAACACUUUUCUGCCUCAACUAAUAUCCCACUCAAAAUGUACUGCAAGGUUAUAUGGUUUUUUGGGUAGAAGACACUGUUGAGUUUGAAAUAAUUUGGGUGGAGGUUUCCUUUAAAUUAAAAAGACCAGACUUUCACUUCUAUAUUUAGAACACUAUUAAAAUGCAUGAUAUCACUUGAUAUGCAGCAGUUGGGAAGGCUAAAUGUGAAUUGUCAGCUUGAAAGUGGUUUUAAUUGCUGUAGCUUUGCUGUUUUUGGCACUCUGCUUAUUGUAAAACACUCAAAAUGUUGAUGUAGGGUACUGUGGAGAAAAUACUUGUUUGGAAAGCUUAGUUGUUCUUUAUUCCCAACAUGUCAAGUUCUGCUACAAAAGGUAGUGCGCUUGCAUAAAAGUAUUAUAUAAUUGAAAUCAAUUGAAGUGACUGUGAAAAUAAGUGUUACAACUGUCAGAAUUUAAGUAUUACCCAGAAACACUUAGGAGCUUGUUUGUAUUGUAUAUAGCUAAUUAUAAAUUUAAAACUUGUUUAAUAUUUUGUUGAGUUCUAAUUUUGUUUGGUGUACUGAUGUGUGCCAGUUUUAAAGUGUUUUCAACUCCAGUAAUUUUUUUUUUAAAAAAAAAAGCUAGGAUAGGUUGCUUCAGAAGCAAAUUCUUGGACUAAAAGACAUAUUCCUAAAAACCAUUGGAUCAUAGUUAAAUUUUUAACUGGAACUAAAAUGUAACAAUGCUAAACUUCCUGCUUUGAAAGUAAUGUAAUAUAUAAAGCUUUAAUCUCUUGAUAUAUUCCAGCUUUUAGCUGUACGUAACAAUUAACUUUCUAAUGAAUUUGGAAUGAUCAGACAUAAAAGAAGAUUUUUUUGCACCAUGUCCAAACAAUAACAACUAUAUCAUGUAACAAAACAGCUAAAUAGGAACUGCUUUUCAUGAUUGUACUGGUGCAGUUUCAGAAUGACCUUGGACUUAAUAAAAAUUAUUUAACCAAAA
Molecule: messenger RNA, 6271 nt
Organism: Heteronotia binoei (common prickly gecko)
Lineage: Eukaryota; Metazoa; Chordata; Lepidosauria; Squamata; Gekkonidae
Gene: TRIM23
Product: tripartite motif containing 23
Exons: 11
Coding region: 57-1793 (578 amino acids)
Biological process (GO): vesicle-mediated transport; intracellular protein transport
Cellular component (GO): plasma membrane; cytoplasm; lysosomal membrane
Molecular function (GO): GTP binding; zinc ion binding; GTPase activity
Source: RefSeq, a predicted model, not a curated record